This is a messenger RNA of Neurospora tetraspora, 3996 nucleotides long. RefSeq lists its product as uncharacterized. Bases 1 to 3996 code for a protein of 1331 amino acids. Lineage: Eukaryota; Fungi; Ascomycota; Sordariomycetes; Sordariales; Sordariaceae. The transcript has 4 exons. The record is from RefSeq and is a predicted model, not a curated record.
AUGACAGUUGCUCUCAACCCCCGCAUCCGCGUUCGCGAGGCCGUGCCCGCCGACGCCGAGGCCAUCACGAAUACCUUGUUUGAUGGCUUUUCUGUCGACGCAAUGAACCAGCUUAUGUACCCCAACGGUGUAUCGGAUGAGUCGAGAAGCAAGUUCGCUGCCCUACUCUUCUCGCCCAUUCCUCCCAGCGAGGGAGAGAAGCUCAUGAUGGUGGCAGAGUUGCUGCCAGAGGGUUCUGAUGGUCCUGGCGAGAUUGUUGCCUUUUCCGGCUGGCGCCUGUUCCGGAAUCCGCGUGCCGAGGAAGAGUGGAAUGUCAAGGAGGAACCAAAGACACAGGAGCAGCUGGGAGAAGGCUGCGAUGUGCGGGUCUUCAACGAGUUUAUCGGCGGAUUGCACAGGAAGCGGCGAGAGCACAUGAAGGGUGACCCUGGGCUUGUUCUUGGGACUCUUGUCUGUCAGACGAAUCGCCAAAGGCUGGGGGCCGGAAAGGCCCUCCUACACUGGGGUACCACCCUGGCUGACGAACUGGGACUGCCACUGUUUCUCGAGUCAUCACCCUUUGGUUACAAUCUGUACAAACAAUUCGGUUUCGAGCCCAUCGAUGUCCUCGAUAUCCCUAUAUUCGAUUUGUUCGGCGCCGUCAAGCGCGAAGGGACGCUUUUAACGCUGUCGGCAGUGGACUUCGCUACCGCAUUUUGCUGCCUCACCACACCCAUUCCGUACUCGUAUACUACCGAAUUCAUCAAGCUGAAAUUGAUUGACGUCCCUGCAGCCCUGUCUAUCGUCUUUCGCUACCAGUCCUCUUGGUGCUGGACUCUCUGUCCCUUCUUUGCCAUUGACUUCAAACUCUCUUCCUUGGGCGUCUUGAAUCCAUCCUUGUUCAUCGACCGAAUACCAGUCAAGAUGGCCGAUUCUUCGCAUGCCCACUCCCAGCAGCAGUCACCAGCCAAUGCCGGCAGUGACUCUCAGGACACCGACAAUCAGGGGCACGUCUACCCACCACCUCAACCGCUACCACAGCCGGGUACGGUUGGCAAUGCCACACAACUCACGCAAGCCUUUUAUUAUCAACCACAACAACAUGACCCAGGAUUCGACCCUGCCACUGUUAUCUCGCAACAGCAGUAUUACUAUGCACAACAGGCGAGCCCAGCGGGCAACCCGUCGGUGGACAAUCAGCAAGCCUACUAUGCACCGCAACUACUACAGCAGCCUGGUUGGACGGCCGAUCCCACUGCAAUCAACGCCCAGCUCUACUGGCAACAACAAUUAUCGACUCCUAAUCUCGCCGCCUAUUCCCAGUACACUCCCGCCUACGACCAAUACCCGGCGCCCGACUCAAUUCAAGAGGUGCAAAGCCCAGAUCUGCACCCCAAGCAACAGCCCCUUCUUAUGUCAGAGGAUGUCACUCCCCGGCAAAUGCCUUCGCCGCAGGCGGAUCCCCAGCCAGGCGUGAAGAAGGACGUGAAGAAGUGGAAACGAUUCUGGCCUUGGUCCAAGGAUCAUAUGCAAAAGUUCGAAGACAACCUUAAAGACAAGUUCAGCGGCAAAUCAGGGUACAGGGGUUUCCGCCGUAUCUAUCUACCCACUCAACGGGUGAAUAGCCAGGGCAAUGACAGCAAUGACGGGCUUAGCGGCGAUAGCAAGGUCGUGUAUCGUACUGGAACCGCCGAGGCUGAGGAUUAUGAUGACCUUGGAAAGGUACACAAGGUCGAUGGCAAGCUCACCUACGUCAACCAGUUUCACCAACGUACCCGCAAGUUCCUGGAUGUGGCCGUUUACCUCAGUCCAACCCGCUUCACUCCUCGAAGACUGAUAGUUCAGGCAACUGAUCAUGUCAUCAAGACCCGCUUGGACAGGGGCGACUGGAUCAGGACCAAGGUCAGGGGCAGCGUGCCCCUUGUCCUGGCAAUGUCUGAAUGGGCACUGUUUCCCUUCAAAACCCAAGGGUUCUGGGCCAAGACAAAGGGCACCUUCCGUCUAUUUGUUGUCGCCAUUCCUGUGCAAGUGUUUCUUGCCCUUCCUUUCCUCGGUAACUACGAUGACGACGACGAGGUGACCGACACCUAUACCGACUACCCCGGGUACUACUGGAAUUGGCCCAAGUACGCUGUCAACGAGUUGGACAUGUCUCCUGCUGCUCACGAAAAACGUAGUAAGGGCUACAAGUCAUCACUUAAUGUUACAAAGCGUGCUGCACGUCCCCGGUUGCUGUAUGCCAAAGUAAACGGCGAGUGGACAACUAUCAGGGGCGAUACCUUCGAAAACUCUACGCGGCGAUACAUAUUCAUCAGCUACAUGUGGGGUAUGUUCCCAAACGCAGAUGGUGCAGAGAAAGCUCAUAAUCUGGCGCGGAGGAUUGUUGAGCACGAGGGCUUUGACGCCUACUGGAUGGACCGUGAACUUGUCAAUAAGGAUUCGGCAGCCGAUACAGAUUACGAUGUCUACACACUUUGUGACACAGUCCGAGGAUCGUCUAAGGUGUGCCUCAUGAUGGACAAGGACGGAACGACACAACGUCUUGAAUGGGGCAGCCGCAUGUGGACGCUGAUGGAGGGUCUGCUCGCCCCCGGAGAUUACAUAACUUACUGCUUCCUGGACGCUGAGGGUCAACUUGUCACCAAAGACAUUGGAAAGGUUGAAAUGACAGCCUCUUUCUGGCGUGUACCCGACAGUGAAUAUACGGACAACAUGGAGGCUGUGCGCAUCCUGGCAGAGCACUAUGCCAACGUGCUGACACUUUCUCGCCUGGAGCUGCUUCCGGCGACGAUUACAGCGCUGAGUACCAAGAACCGCAAUGAGUUCACCGGCUCAGAUCUUGCCUACGCCGUCAUGGGCUUUCUUCACUACCGGAUUGAGCGCCAAGACGAGUGGACAACUGUGUUCCAGAACCUUGCUCGCCUCUCGCUUGGUAAUGAUAGUGAUGAGCUGGUGGAGAGGAUGCUUUGCUUACUUCCAAAGCCGUCAAACAAGGACGUCUUCGAGACUCUGUCUGAACGUGAUGAGUAUGGAACCUUCCUCCACCACAUCACACCGCAAUGCCAAGUGGUUGGUGUGGCGCACGAGGACGAGACUGUUAUCCUGGACUCUUGCCGUGCGAUCCACAUCCGAUGGAAGGACUUUCCCCGACCAACUGUUCAACGCGACGUGGGAUUUGGAAAGGUGCUCGCGGUAUUCUUCCUGGCGUUCGGCAUUUGGUGGUUAACGUUUGGUAUCCAAAUGUCACUGGCCUACAUCCCAUUCUUCGCCGGCUUUGUUAGCCUAACCGACGAAGAAACUGGCAGGUCAUAUGUCGGUUGGGUUAUUGCUGGCUUCCUCUUCGUGGGCCUGUUGCUCUCUGCCCCUUCACCAUUCUCGGUCAGACGGCUCUUUGGCGGUACCGUGCUGAAGAGCACCCCAAACUUGGUGGGAUUCGAAGGAGUCAUGCCUAUCGCGCAACUGGAAAAGAUCGUCUUCGGAAAUGCGGAGGGCCGACUUACGUAUGCGCCGUCCGCUACUCCGUUCAGCAGAGAAGAUCGGGAGAACUACGAGAGGCGAGGCAAGGAGCCUUCGUGGAUCGACAACCCAGACUCUGCCCUUGAUGAUCUCAAAGCCAAGAAGCUGUUGCCGUCAGACAGACACCAGCUCUUCACUCUUGUUGAUAUGGGCGAGCUUACGGUCACUAUCUUUGCUGCAGAGAGGCCACCGACUGUAGCUCUUCUGUGCGGCAAGGAAGGCGGCAUGCUUCGUGCUGUCCUUUGCAGCUGGCGAUUUGAGACGGAUUGCUUGUACAGGGAGACAGUGGUGAGGAUGCCCACGCGGGUCUGGGAGGUAGCCGAGCCCAAGGGCUGGUUGAAGCUGUGUCUACGAUCUCAAAACGAUUACAGACGCAGGGAGCCCCUCAAGAAACAGGAAAAGAUAGAUAGGGACAAGAAGCAAGAGGAGGCAAGGUUGAAAAAGGAGGCUGAGGAAGCAGCAAGGAAGGCGGCGGAGGAAGCAGCAAAGAAGAUGGCGUGA